GCUUGUGAGCAUUGUGGAGAUCGAGAUCCUGCUCAGCUUCUCGUCGCUUUCUUUUGCAUCCGCCGCAGCCCGCUCGCUACCCAGCUACCUCUGCUGUGCCACGCGAGCGAGUCUCGUCCACGAUCGCAGACCACCCCGGCCCAUACGUGCCAAAAGACUCACCAACUGAUACCUUACGCAGUAUGCUAUUCGACAUACCCGCCGAGGCAUUUACAACCAGACAUCUCCUUGGGACCGCCUUUUUGCCCCGGAGGACGGGGGCUUUCGUCCCAGCCCGGCCCGCUCCUUGUGCUCUCCUGGCUCCUGCUACGCAUCGUCUCCGAGUUCCCACGUCCGUCGCUUUGUCGCCCCCAAUUCUCAACGUCCUCCGGCCAUCCAGCAAACACGCUUCUCAAUCGAGGCAUUCACCCGCGCCGCUUGCUCAUCCGAUCGGCGAAUAGCCCACGUUCCCCUGUAUUCCUCAAUUCCUUCCGUCGGCAUGUCGAUAGUGCUCAACCUCGUUCAUCAUCCAUUGGUAAUGAUCUUCAUGCCUUGCCGACACCAGCUCUCAGUGUUAACACGAGGCAAUCAAGUCGCACUCAGUCAGCGAGCUGCCAGGGACCAGUCUAUGGGCUGAUGUCAGCGCACGUUGGUCUUUUGUGCACUUUUUUCGAGACCACCGACCGAGGCUCCCUUGGAUUGUUCUCGGGUCAAUCAUUGUCCAGCACGCACCCGCCGCAUACAACAAACCAUUUCGUUGUCAAACCAAUGCGCCGUGGCGGGCACCGGCAGCCACCCGGAACCGAUAUUGCGGCUGCUUGGAGAAUCUCCCUCUCUUGCACGGCCAUUGACUUGAUUCUGUAG
Colletotrichum costaricense is the source of this 843-nucleotide messenger RNA. RefSeq lists its product as uncharacterized. NCBI's taxonomy places the organism in Eukaryota, Fungi, Ascomycota, Sordariomycetes, Glomerellales, Glomerellaceae. The annotation marks the transcript as partial. The transcript has a single exon. The record is from RefSeq and is a predicted model, not a curated record.